Messenger RNA from Gigantopelta aegis, 1244 nucleotides. Its product is annotated as transportin-3-like. Gene Ontology annotation, biological process: protein import into nucleus. NCBI's taxonomy places the organism in Eukaryota, Metazoa, Mollusca, Gastropoda, Neomphalida, Peltospiridae. The record is from RefSeq and is a predicted model, not a curated record. Gene Ontology annotation, cellular component: nuclear membrane; cytoplasm. The coding region runs from base 33 to 989 and encodes 318 amino acids. The transcript has 9 exons.
AGGACAAGGAACCUCUCAAACAUGGAUCAACGAUGGACCCAACAAAAUGGCUGGAUCGACUCGCCGCAAUCUUCAGAUACACAAACCCUCUAGUUACCAAUGGCCAGGUUCAUCCCUGUCAACAAGUUAUUCAGGAAAUCUGGCCGGUGUUGUCGCAGGCGUGCAGCAAGUACCAGGCUGACGUGCGCAUCGUGGAGCGAUGCUGUCGGUGUAUACGAUUCGCUGUCCGCUGUCUUGGGAAAAGCUCCGCCACUUUAUUAACUCCACUAGUAACACAGAUGGUCAGUCUGUACCAGACACACCAGCACUCGUGUUUCCUGUAUCUGGGAAGUAUUCUUGUGGACGAGUACGGCACGGAACAGGCCUGUAUUCCUGGGCUACUGGACAUGUUGCAGGCAUUUUGUGGUCCAACAUUCAAGAUCCUAGAAGAACACAACGGUCUGAGAAAUCACCCAGACACCGUCGAUGAUCUGUUUCGACUGUCGUUAAGGUUUAUCCAGCGGUCGACCCUGGCAUUUCUGCAGAGUAACAUGGCUAAACCACUCCUGUGUUGUGCCAUCGCGGCUUGUUCACUUGACCAUAAGGACGCCAACGCCUCCGUAAUGAAGUUUCUAACAGACUUCAUUAAAUGUGCACAUGAGAAAGAGGAUCGUGAAGACUUUCAACUGAGGAAGACCCAGGUGAUCGGUCUGCUCAACGAGCACGGUCAGCAGCUGGUUCACGCGUCAGUGAACGCGUGUAUCUUCUGUCUACCGUCCUACAUGAUCCCUGACGUCGCCGACGUCCUCUACGAACUCAUGCUCAUAGACAGGCCGACGUUCUGUGUGUGGCUGGAGACAACUCUGAAGGCUCUACCGACAGAGAGUAGCGGUGGCGCGGUGACCGCGACUCACAAACAGCUGACCGAUGUCCACAAGACAAUCACAAGUGCUGAAGAAAUGAAGACCGUGUCGCACGCUCUUCGAGAGUUCUCCCGCCUGUACAGAUAAAAUUACCUCUGUGAUAUCGCCGUCGCCCACGUCAAGUGCUCUGCUUCGUCAUGCCGUACUGGUAGAUAGCCGCAUCGCAAGUCACCGCACACAGAUUCAACUCUGGCUUACAAACUGAUCAAAACUCCCAUCACAGUCAGCAGGAAUUGUGUGGUGGUCCAAGUCUGGAAAUCAUCUAGAUAAGUGUGUGUGUGGUUGUCUGGGUCUGUGAUAGGGAACAAGAGGGGUGUUUGUGUCUGGGUGUGUGACAGUGAA